AUGGAUCUUGAUAAUCACUCUCAUUGUCUUUUUCUUGCUCAUCCUUUUCACCAUUCUUUACCUCUGCAUCUUCUUCUACCGUCGCAAAAAUCCUACAAGCCUCAUUUUUUCAUUCCAAAAAAUUCCAUUUGCCCAAAGAAUUUUCAGAACCACCGUUUUAGCACUUCAUCGCUGGACAGGAGGCUUUUGUCGGCCUCCAACAGCAUUUCAGAGAUUGAGAUGAAUCUUUCAAAGGCUGAGUUUCAGAUAAUGUUAACUGAUCCUUGCUCUAUCAACUCAACUCUCGCUGCUGACCACGAGUCGACUGGAGGUCUCUCGGAGAGGCAUUACGGUAACCGGUGUUCUCUCAAGGAGAUUGCCCUGGUUACAAAUGAUUUUGCUGAGGAGAAUAUGAUUGCAAAUGGCGACAAUGGGAUGGUUUAUCGGGCUGUUUUGCUGGAUAAUAAGAGAGUUGCAGUGAAGAGGCUAAUGAGUAACAGUAUAAGCAAAACUGAGGACUUCAUCAAAGAAGUAGAGGCAAUUGGGCAGGCAAGGCACAAGAAUCUGGUGAAGCUGCUGGGUUACUGUGUUGAAGGGUAUAACAGGAUAAUUGUUUAUGAAUACAUAGACAAUGGCAAUCUUUAUCAGUGGCUUCAUGGAAGUCUAGGAGAAUUGAGGCCUCUAACAUGGAAAAUUCGGAUGAAUAUUAUUGAAGGAGUUGCAAAAGCCUUGAGCUACCUUCAUGAGGACAUUGAACCCAAAAUAGUUCAUCAAAAUCUGAAGUCUUGUAACAUUCUGAUUGAUCACCAAUGGAAUCCUAAGAUCUCUGAUGUUGGAAUUGCCAAUCUUCAUGGUCCAGAAUGGAAAUCUGCUGGCAGUAUUUUGGACGAAAAGAGCGAUGUGUAUAGCUUCGGAGUACUUAUCAUGGAGAUUGUAUCAGGAAGAGUGCCUGUAGAUCACACUCAACCCCAGGCUCAUUUGGUCGACUGGUUAAAGUCCAUGGUUGCAAAGCAGAAAAUUUCAUUUGUUGUGGAUCCUGAAUUGCCAGAAACGCCUUCCACAAAAGAACUAAAACGGGUCAUUUUGAUCGCCCUGCGAUGUGUCGAUCCUGAAGUAAAGCACAGGCCGAAGAUGGGAGACGUAGUUCACAUGCUUGAGCCUCGCGACUUGCUUCUUAACGUUGGGCCUCAGAUUAAGAAAGCGGCUUCUUAUCAUAACUACCCACAAGGGAGUCAGCCUGUUAUCAAGAUGGGCAAAGAAGAUCCAAGCACAAAUGAAGGUGAAAAUAGCAGUAAUCUCUAUCAAAUUUGAGCUCAAAAUUUGGUCAUAAAAUUCUGGAAGAAGUUAAAUUUUGAGACUAUUUUCAACACCA
This is a messenger RNA of Mangifera indica (mango), 1351 nucleotides long. Its product is annotated as probable serine/threonine-protein kinase At1g01540. Bases 1 to 1290 code for a protein of 429 amino acids. The transcript is spliced from 7 exons. Gene Ontology annotation, molecular function: protein kinase activity; ATP binding. NCBI's taxonomy places the organism in Eukaryota, Viridiplantae, Streptophyta, Magnoliopsida, Sapindales, Anacardiaceae. The record is from RefSeq and is a predicted model, not a curated record. Gene Ontology annotation, biological process: protein phosphorylation.